UGGAAUUAUUAAUCCGGAGCAGCUAGCGUCGCGGCUUAUUUCAAUGGGUAAUUGUUGUGCGUCACAAACUAUUGAAUUCGUGAAGAGAAAAAUUGGCAAGGAUAAGGGAAAGGGUCGGAAGAAUGGAAAAGGAGGAGGGCGUAAGUUGACGGUGAUAGAAAACCCAAAUGGGAAUGAUCUCGAACUGAAAUACGAGCUAGGGAAUGAGCUUGGGCGUGGUGAAUUUGGGGUUACUUAUGCUUGUAGGGAUAAGUCGACAGGAGAAGCACUUGCAUGCAAAUCAAUUUCGAAGAAGAAGCUUAGGGCUCGUGUGGAUGUAGAGGAUGUGAGGAGAGAGGUUGAGAUUAUGAACCAUAUGCCUCCCCAUCCUAAUAUUGUAAGGUUGAAGGCAACCUACGAGGAUGACAAAGCUGUCCAUUUGGUUAUGGAACUUUGUGGUGGCGGUGAAUUGUUCGAUCAGAUCGUUGCUCGUAAGCAUUUCACAGAAAAGGAAGCUGCAUCCACUACCCGGACAAUCAUGGAAAUCAUUCAGAUGUUCCAUAAGAAUGGUGUUAUGCAUCGAGACCUGAAACCCGAGAACUUUUUGUUUGCAAACAAGAAGGGGAAGGCACCACUCAAGGCGAUUGAUUUUGGGUUGUCUGCAUUCUUUAAACCAGGUGAACGAUUUACUGAAAUAGUGGGAAGUCCUUAUUACAUGGCUCCUGAGGUUCUCAAAAGAAAUUAUGGUCCAGAAAUUGACAUUUGGAGCGCUGGUGUCAUCGUCUAUAUCUUACUUUCAGGUGUCCCACCCUUUUGGGCAGAAACUGAGCAAGCAGUUGCGCAGGCAAUUAUACGUUCAAACUUAGAAUUUAAGAGGGAACCAUGGUCAAAAGUUUCCGACACAGCCAAAGACCUCAUAAGAAAGAUGCUUGAACCUAAUCCAAUGCUACGGCUUACUGCCACUCAAGUGUUAGAGCAUCCGUGGUUAAAUGAUUCUUCUUCAGUCAAGGCUCCAAAUGUUUCUUCAGCUGAACUUACCCGAACAAACCGAUUGCAAUGUUCUGUCAUGAAAGAGUUUAGGAAGAUGGCUUUUGGGAUAAUUGCUGAGCAGUUGUCAAAGGAGGAAACUGUCGGCUUUAAACAGGCAUUCCAAAUCUUAGAUACAUCCAACAGAGGGAAGAUGAACUUCAAUGAGCUAAGAGUUGGUCUAAGAAAACUCGGCCACCAGGUCUCUGCAUCGGAAAUCAAGAUUCUUAUGGAAGCCGGUGAUUCUGACAAAGACGGACAUUUGGAUUACAGAGAAUUUGUUGUAGUUUUGACGCACAUUAGAAUGAUGGAUAACAACGAACAUCUCCUUAAAGCAUUUCAGUUCUUUGAUCGGAAUAAAAGCGGAUUCAUAGAGAUUGACGAACUUAGAGAUACAUUGAUUCAUAUUGUUGAGACUGUCGACAUUGAAAUUAUUACCAAUGCCGUCAUUCAAGAUAUGAACCUAGAUAAGGAUGGUCGGAUAAGUUAUGAUGAAUUUGCGAGAAUGAUGAAGGCUAGAAAAACUCGGAGAAAAGCAUCAAGAUAAUUAUCACAAGAAAUGCAACAACAUAUUUGGUCACAAACUGUUCAAAGAUGGGUCAUUUGAUAUGGAAGCUGAAUAAUCGAAUCUACUAGGAACUGAAAGUGUUCUUAAAAAAUUUUGUCCAUAGCUUCCUCUUUGGAAAUGACCCAUUAUUGAUGUUUGGCUUAUCAUUUUUCCUGGAUGAAAUGAUGUAUAAAUGACUGAAUAUUUGCAUUUUCUGUGUACAUAAUAAGAAAUUGAUACUGAAAUUACUUGAGUUUUAAUUUCAAAUAACCCACUUCU
Messenger RNA from Impatiens glandulifera, 1831 nucleotides. RefSeq names its product calcium-dependent protein kinase 32-like. The coding region runs from base 44 to 1552 and encodes 502 amino acids. Gene Ontology annotation, molecular function: ATP binding; calmodulin binding; calcium ion binding. The transcript is spliced from 8 exons. NCBI's taxonomy places the organism in Eukaryota, Viridiplantae, Streptophyta, Magnoliopsida, Ericales, Balsaminaceae. Gene Ontology annotation, cellular component: nucleus; cytoplasm. Gene Ontology annotation, biological process: protein autophosphorylation; intracellular signal transduction; peptidyl-serine phosphorylation. The record is from RefSeq and is a predicted model, not a curated record.